Messenger RNA from Symbiodinium necroappetens, 587 nucleotides. Lineage: Eukaryota; Dinophyceae; Suessiales; Symbiodiniaceae. The record is from the annotation of a GenBank genome assembly.
CUGUUGAAAGCUAUCAACACUCUUCCGCAGAAAAUCCCUGAGAUCUUGCAGAGCACCGUGGGCUCCGAUUUGCGACUGCCUGGCGGCCAGAGCCACCCAGCAGGAAAGAACCGAAGUAUGGCCUGGCUCGCGGACUUCCAGACGCGCGCCCACUUCGAGGCCUUCGAGAGCCACUCCGCCCACCUAGACCUGAUGGCGAAGUUCGAAGCCGCCAUCGAUCCUGAAAGCUUCGCGGCGAUCCAGUACGCCCAACCGUCAAUUGUCCUUCCGGGAGUCCACCAUAUCGUGAUGUUGGAUUUCAAGGAGGGUACAAAGCAUGAGGACAUUCUGAAACUGCAGACAUCCAUGCUCGACCUCGGUCGGAAGAUCAAGGAGGUCUCUCGCAUGGCGGUCGCCUUGGCCGACGAGAUGCCUGCAAAGCAGGCGGGCCAAUCUGGCGGAGAUCGCAGCAACCGAAGUCUGCUAGCCCUGGUCGACUUUACUUCGAUUGAAGCCUACCAGGUGUACGAGAAGCACCCGGAGCACCUUGCAUGUAUCGAGCAGAACAUCAAGCCGCUACUGCUGCCUGGGUCGCGUGCGGCUAUCCA